UAGACUCAUUUAUUCUAGUUUUAUAUCUGAGCCUGAAGCGCGGCCACGACGCGGCCCGCACGUCAGCCUGGGCGGCCACGCGCCACACCGUGAACGCGCAGGACCCGUCCCUACAGCCGCGCGCAGCAGCAGCAGCAGCAUCAUCAUCAUCAUCAUCAUCACCAUCGUGCCGUGGAGCCGCGAGCGUGGACCCGAGAGAGAGAGAGGGAGUGAGAGAAAGAGAGAGAGAAGAUGGACGGAGUGGGAUCGUUCGGAGCGGGACGGGUCGGAACCACCGUGGACCCGAUCACCUUCGCCAAGCAGCCGCAGACCAUCCUCAGAGUGCUGUCCUGGAUCUUCUCGCUGGUGGUGUUCGCCUCCAUCGUGAACGAGGGCUACGUGAACCUGGGCAGCGAGCGCCUCCACUGCGUCUUCAACCAGAACUCAGACGCCUGUAACUACGGGGUGUUUGUGGGCCUGGUGGGGCUGCUCGCCUGCUCCUUCUUCUUCCUGCUCGACUACAAGUUCUCCUCCAUCAGUUCGGUCAAAGACAGGAAGAAGGCCGUGAUGCUGGAGAUCGGCUUCUCAGGUUUCUGGACCUUCCUCUACUUUGUGAGUUUCUGCUUCCUGGCCAAUCAGUGGUCCAGAACCACCACAGAGGAACUGCCGCUCAACCAGGGGGCAGACGCCGCCCGGGCCGCCAUCGCCUUCUCCUUCUUCUCCAUCAUCACCUGGGCCGGGUUAACGGUUCGUGCCGUCCAGAAGUAUCUGCUCGGUACAGACAUGACUCUGUUCACCACUGAGCACAUGGACGGAGGAGCCCCCACCCAGCCGUACCCCUCCAACUCACCUGGAGCCGGACCCACCGACACCACAGACACCUACCAGAGCCCCCCGUUCACCGAGAGCAACGCAGCGCCCACGUACCAGGUCCCCAUCUACUAGAGCCCCCGGAGCCGAGGGCGGGAGCAGAUGUUCCAGAUGUUCAUGUGUCGACCCGGGUUUAGACGCGGCCUCUGCUUCCCCGUUUCCUCCUCUGGUUCCCGCUGCCUCACCUCGUCCCGGGAGCACAGACCUGAGAACGCAGAGGAGGAAGAGCGGAGGCGGAGGCUCUCACGUACAGUACAGCACCUCGUCUUCUUGGUUUCAUUCAAACACGGAGGUGAACGCUCACCUGCAUGUUCCACGCUAGAGAUGGAUAAGUGCCAUACUGUGUUCAGACAGUGACUUCAUUUCCUCAUGCUGUAAAGAUGUUCCGUGACCAAGUGCAAUAUGUCACAUUCUUCUAGGUUUCAGCUGUACUGUAGGUCGACCACACACCGUCUCACAUCACACACCAGACUGUCGAGGUGUGGACCGCCCAUCUGCUCCAGGUACGGGAUCAGAGAAGGUCCAGGUGUGUGGUUUGAGACGGUGUCCUCUCAUCCAGAUGUUCUGGAUCCAUUCGGUUUGUGUUUACGUUUUCUGAAGCUGCCAAACUGCCCUGUGUUCUUACUGCUGAUCACCUCCUCACGCGAGAGAGGCUACUGACCGCUAGCUGGCUAACGCGUUGAGGGGAGGGGGUUAUGAUUAGUUGCCAUGGUGACGGGGUUGGGUGGAUGUGGGUCACCUGAUGUAGAUAGUUGCCAUGCCGACCAUGUCAGUGUGUAGCGGUGUCUCCGUGUUGUAGUUCGGUGUGAACGGGUGAGUGUGUGUCCAGUUUUCGUGCCGCAUUCAAGUUUAGAGGCAGAGGAGGAAAUCACAACUUCCCCCACAUGAAGUAUUCUCUCAGAUAAAUGUGUAAGGAAAUCUUAAAAGUAUGAAGUGUUUUCUAAACCAAAUCUUUGCCUGCUGAUCAGACUUACCCCGACGAUAAUGCAUGAAUUGUUAUAUAUUUAAGAGAAUAAGAGUUUAUAAAUGUGGCGGCUCUUUGUUUCCUGGGACAGAGUUUUAUUGAAGACGUUUCACCAGAGUAGAAGGUCUGAGCUGUAGCUCCACUCCUACAACAAAACCCCAGAAAUGUUACAUCACAGCAGCAGUUAACAGCUGUGACUGGUCUGAAAUCACUUCCUCCCACAAACCAUCAGACGUCGUCUCUCUGCAGUGAUUCCGUGUUUAUUACCUUCAACACAGCUGAACAGUCGCCCCCUAGAGGUUUAGUGGUGUAAUGACUCCACAUAGACCAGCUACAGGAGGAUAAACAGUCCCAACUCUAACUGUGACAGUCGCCAUCUGCAUUAGUGUCUCCAUCAGUGAAACGUAUCUCAUGUGACUCUAAAGGAACUAGUGGUUAGAGAAGCAGCUUUGGGACCAUGAGGUCUCAGGUUUGAUUCCCUCUCAUGGAUGGUCAUCGACCACACGUUUGCUUUACUACUUGGUAGUUUGGGCUUCAAGAAGUAGAUUAUUAUUAUUGUUAGGGUUAUUAUUAUUAUUAUUAUUGGCCUGUGCUCAGUAGAAACAGUAGUUUAGACGAUCAUGACUCUGCACACUUGGAAUGCAUCAUGGGAUACCUGGCUGUACCAAGUCUACACAGGAAGAAGAAGAAGGAGAAGAAGAAGAAGACAGAACCUUCGGACUUGCCUAUUCGGUAGUUCAGACCAUAGACUCUAAAUAAAUAUGGAACAGCUCUUCCACAGUGAAGUCACAGCUAGUAGAGCUCCCCCUGGUGGCUGGAGGCUGCAGUAUAGGUCAUAAGCUCCACCCCCUACAUGUGGGCAGGGCAAAACUGUAAAAGACACAUCAAAUAAUUUAUUAUAUUUAUAUUAUAUUAAAUAAGACUCUGGAGGAUGCACAAAUGCAUUCUGGGAUACCUGGCUAACCACAGCUACAUUCAGCUCUAAAUGAUGCUGGAGAUUUUAGGUUUUUACCAGGAACUUCUGUGGGUGGAGUCCACCUGAAGGUCACAUGACUGGAGUCUGUUAACGAGCUGAUUCUCAUUAACAGACAGAUGAACCUGGUUCUCGUCUCCCUCCUCGUUCAGUGGUUCUCUGCAGACUCCAGGUCCAUCGUGGCGUCUCAGUCCAUCUCCUCCGUCUCUGAAGAAACGUCUUCAACAAACCUCAGUGUGUCCAGAGUUUCAGAUGAAACGUCACUGACUUCUGUCACAUUAAAAGCUCUGAUCAAAUUAAUCAAAUUAAGGCAAAUAAAAGGUUUUACUUGUUUCUCCAGAAAUAUUUAAGUGAUGGACGUGUGUUUAUUUCUUUACAUUUAAUUCUGCAGAACCGUCAGUUUGUGGUUAAAUAUUAGUUUGAACCUGAAGGAGGUGCAGAGGGUGGGACGCGUCUAUUUCCUGGAGUUAAAGGACUACAUCGAUUACGUCCCGCUACUGAUCAGCCAUAACAUAAUGACCCCUUGGUUCUCUGGAGUUAAUGUUAAAAGAAAGAUAAAUGUUCCAGUGGAAGGAUUUUACUCUGUCAUCUCUGUGGUCUGCAGUGGACCAGAACCAGAGUCUGAACACUCGGACUAGUCACUGAUUAAAGCUCAGACCUGGAGGAAGGUGGUUCUGAUCGGAUGGAUCCUUAUUGUUGCCAUGGAGCAGUUCUUCCAGGCCCUGGAGCUGGGUUUCCAGAACAUCAUUAAUGAGCUCAUCAGUGUGGGUGGUUGUAAUGUUGUGGCUGAUCAGGACAUGCGGACGGUGGGCGUGGUCCUUUAAGUCCUCGGUGUGAAGCCAGUGUUGGGUUCUGUCGGUUCUUCUUGUUCUCAGUGCUUGAGUCAGUGUUCUAGAUGAAAUAAUAACGCUGUGUGUCUCGUGCUCCGGCCCACGUUCACCACCGUGGUAUUGAUCGAUUGUUAUUGAAGUGUGAUGCUGUCUGGGCUCCGGUUUGUCCUGUACUACUGAAAAGAAUAAAAAAUACCAGUGAUGACUAAAGUAGAGUGCACUCUUUGUCCUGUGGUUCUGAAAGGAGCCGGACGCGAUCAGGUCAUAAACGCUGAGGUUCAAUAAACUGCAUGAAUCUAAUGUAAACUGAGUUGUUUGUGUCUCUGUCCAGGACCUGAAUGUUUCUGAAAUCUCUCUAAUAAAGACGAGAUCAUGUUUUA
This is a messenger RNA of Mugil cephalus (flathead mullet), 3996 nucleotides long. It is a transcript of the gene syngr3a, whose product is annotated as synaptogyrin 3a. The coding region runs from base 232 to 924 and encodes 230 amino acids. Gene Ontology annotation, cellular component: synaptic vesicle membrane; neuromuscular junction. The transcript has 4 exons. The record is from RefSeq and is a predicted model, not a curated record. NCBI's taxonomy places the organism in Eukaryota, Metazoa, Chordata, Actinopteri, Mugiliformes, Mugilidae.